Dermacentor andersoni is the source of this 2913-nucleotide messenger RNA. RefSeq lists its product as uncharacterized. NCBI's taxonomy places the organism in Eukaryota, Metazoa, Arthropoda, Arachnida, Ixodida, Ixodidae. Gene Ontology annotation, cellular component: nucleus. Gene Ontology annotation, molecular function: protein binding; protein serine/threonine kinase activity; ATP binding. Gene Ontology annotation, biological process: intracellular signal transduction; peptidyl-serine phosphorylation. The record is from RefSeq and is a predicted model, not a curated record.
AUGCUCAUCGUUCCUGGCGGCCGGGUCAAGCUGAUCGACUUCGACACCAACAAGGUCUGCCUGGGCCACUUUUCAAAGCGACUGGUAAAAGGAUACUUUGCCAGGACAGCGUUUGAAUUCCAUGACGGCGAGUCCGCGGGUACGAUUCCGUACAUGGCUCCCGAGAUUCUGAAACGGCGGCCGUACGGUAGGGCCUGCGAUUGGUGGUCAUCAGGCAUCGUAUUUUACAAGUUGAUGACCGGCAGAGUGCCUUUCAGAGGAAGGACAAAGCAGCUUCUACGAGACCGCAUCAUUGGAGCACCACUGAAAUGGCCCAAAACUGAGGAGCACCCGCAUUCGGCAACGCCGGAGGCCAAGGACAUGGUUUUCAAGCUUCUGCGAAAAAACCCGAUAGAGCGACUCGCGUCUCGGCAUUAUCAGGACCUCAAAAACCACCCCUUCUUCAGCGGCUUCAACUGGAAGGCGUUGAGUGCGAACAAAUUCCUCUGCGAAAUUCCGGCCAUCGCGGAAGCGAUGGGUGGUGGUAUCACCACUUUGUCCGGCGUCGAAGACGGAGGCGGUCGUGAGGGCACCAAGAAGCCGAGGUCGUCCAAACCACCCUCGAGAGGGGAGUCGCCGCCCGAUAGAAAGGAGGAGCAGCAGCUUUCCGCCGGGGCCACGACUAACACAAAGAAGCGGAAGCUGCAAAAGAUCGAAGACAUGAUCGACAUGGAGCCCGACCUCCAAAAGCCGCUCUACACGUACGCUUCGGCCAGCUUCAAGAAGCUCGUCAUCACGCUGAGAGCAAAAAAGGCCGUCGAAGUGGAUGACAAUUUCAUGAACACGUCAGGAAUGGAAUCCUCUGAAAUUGAUUACAGAAAAGUUUCAGUGGGUGACAGUAUGAUUGGAGCUGGCGCAAUGUCCGGAAUGAGUGAAACACAAACGGCACGGUCAUCAGAGAAGCUCGAUGUCAUUCUUUUUCGGAGAAGGAGCCUUGGAAAGUUCUGGAGCUUCGGUGUUAACCUUGAAAGAGUCAGAGGCGAAGGAGACAAGUUCUAUUAUAUGGUCGAGAGCGUGAAGCGUGGCAGCCCCGCCCAGCGGUCACAGCUGCUCCAGGGGGACGUGGUGGUGGCUGUCAAUGGAACGUCCAUCGGCAAGAUGCCCCUACCGCAGGUCAAGAAGCUGCUUAACUCGUCCGGCGACCAGGUCAUCAUCACUGUGCUCUCCUCGAGCGCAUUCCGCAUCCUGAACACGAGGAGAGACAUACAGGCCAUCCUCAGCUCGUGUCGUCGAGAAACCAUCGCGCUUCGAGCGGUGCGUGGAGGAUGCACGGGGACCGGCAACGGUUACGGCUUCAAAACGAUGGAAGUGAAGACGUACAACGAGCAGCAGAAGAGUCACACCAGGUACCACAUUGUGCAGAAAGUGGGCAACCUGAACGUGAGCUCGCCUGGCAAGACCAUCUACCCGGGGGACAUCGUAACGCACGUGGACGACAUACCCGUGGAGUCGUUCACGCAGACCAUGAUGAAGACGACGCUGACCAAGACCAAGGCCGAGGUGAAGAUCACCAUCGCGGCAAUCUCGCCGCUGCGCAAGCGGCGGCCUUCGUACACACGCCUCCACGAGACCGUCAUGACGGACACCAAUGUCGAGACACCUUCGUCAGACGCCUUUGUCAACGAGGGCAAAACAGAAUGACUCUGUCGCGCCCUCACGUCAUCUGUACAUUCUGCUCAUUACACUGUUCAUUACCAUCACCCCACGCACUGUUCUCCGCGAGUGAAGAGCAUCUGCCAUCCAACAACAGUGCUGUGUCUUCGCGUCUUUACUUUCACGAAAAUGAUGGGAAAAGAGGUGCGUGAGCAGCGUCCGAGCACCUGAUUCGUGAGCUGAGCCAGAGAAUUGUUAAAGCCUUUGUUGCAUGCCUCCAGUUAGGCCCGGUAACCCGUAGCCCCGUUGUGAGGAACCACAAAAUUUUGCAGGCUGUCCCUGCCGUUUCGGUUUUCACAUAGCCCGUACAGCGGUUUGAAGACAUCUAAUUCGGCAGCCAAUACACGUACGAGCCGUCUAUGUAAACUACAGGACGCCAGCACGCGGAACAGAGAUUCAAUAUGCGGUAUUCACUGAUGCACGGCAGCUCCAGGCCAGCUUUUUGCUUGACUUGCGGUCAGAGCUAUGUGUACUGUCCCAUUACGUUAAAAUGCCAGGCAACGUACUCAGCAAGCGCUCCAUCAAGAAUUGACGCACGUCUCCUAUGGCUCCUCCGCUGUAAACUCGCGCCUGUUCUCUCAUUUGGCACUUCAAAUGUUGGAUUUCGGUUAUAAAUUCUUCGAAGCGCGACACGCUGGUUAUACAUACACUUGAAGACAUCUACCCAAACAAGGAAGAUAAGGGAACAUGAAAAUGCAAAGUAACAGUUCGCAGUACAACGUAAAAUAUUUUGUGACGCAUAAGUGAAUUAAGCGCAAGGGUUUCCCAUCUUUAACAUAGCAUGUGCAUUCUUUGUCCUAGCUGUCCCGACUAUACCUUCAUUCAGGAAGGUGUUUGGCUUUCGCAGGGUGCUUUGACAAACUAUGUUUACGAAGGUUUAGAGAAUACGGGAGACAUGCCCGAGGCUAUUAAUUGUUGCUUUUGUGACAUUCUGCAGAAGAUAUCAAAUAUGCCUGCCGGUUUGGUACGUUUGCGACCGAAUGUGUUGACCGUUGUUCCACGUUUAUGUUGUCGGGAACAUACUGACCGAAAUCAGCGAUUGCGCCACGUUCCUGUCGCGUCAUCGACGUUACUUUGAUGUUAAGACCGAUUCACCAUUGUUAACGAAUCCAAGCGGAGUUUUGUGAUGCAUGUUCACUCAUGGACGCAGCUUUAUUAUUGUAUGGAGCGCGAUGAUUACUGCGCAAUUAACUUGUAAAAGUGUCGACUACUUUCGCGAAA